Messenger RNA from Carassius carassius (crucian carp), 2988 nucleotides. Its product is annotated as rab3 GTPase-activating protein catalytic subunit-like. NCBI's taxonomy places the organism in Eukaryota, Metazoa, Chordata, Actinopteri, Cypriniformes, Cyprinidae. Gene Ontology annotation, molecular function: GTPase activator activity. Gene Ontology annotation, biological process: positive regulation of GTPase activity. The transcript has 25 exons. Bases 37 to 2937 code for a protein of 966 amino acids. The record is from RefSeq and is a predicted model, not a curated record.
AUUCGCAGCACAUCACGGCGGUACUCAUUUCCCACAAUGCACCUGGAAAGAAAUAAACAGAGAGCCAAGAUGGCGGCGGACAGUGAUCCCGAGUCGGAGGUGUUCGAGAUCACGGACUUCACCACCGCGUCAGAAUGGGAGAGAUUUAUUUCUCGGGUCGAGGAGGUGCUCAAUGACUGGAAGCUGAUUGGCUCUGGUGUCGGGAAACCACUGGAGAAGGGAGAACUCACCAGCGGCUCGUGGGAGGAACACACGCAGGAGAUCAACUUCGCUGACUUCAGGUUCUCCAUCACUCAUCACUGUCUGAAGCAGGAGUCCACUGAGAACGAGAGCAGGGACGAGCCAGAGGAAGAUGCGUAUCCGCUGGCCAUGCAGGACCUGCUGUGCAUGAACAACGACUUCCCCCCGCGAGCUCACUGCCUCGUCAGAUGGUUCGGUCUGCGUGAGUUCCUGGUGAUUUCUCCAGGAGCCAACUGUGAAGCUGUGGUCAGCGAGUCCAAGUGUAACCUGCUGCUGAGCUCCGUGUCCAUCGCUCUGGCUAACACGGGCUGUCAGGUGCCGCUGCUGGUGCAGAUCCAGCAGAAGUGGAGGAAGGUGUAUGCGGGUGAGUGUCAGGGGCCCGGGGUCCGCACAGACUUCGAGAUGGUGCACCUGCGUAAGGCUCCUGGUCAGUACACACACCUGUCGGGCCUGCUGGACAUCUUCAAGAACAAGAUCGGCUGCCCACUGACACCGCUGCCACCCAUCAGCAUCUCCAUCCGCUUCACCUUCGUCCUGCAGGACGGGCAGCAGUGCUCAUGGCCACAGCAGCCUCCAGACUUCGAUGCGCUCCUCGCUGGAGAGGUGGGCGGCGUGGAGUUCGGAAAACUUCCCUUCGGAGCGUGUGAAGAUCCCAUCAGUGAACUUCAUCUGGCAACCACCUGGCCGAACCUGACGGAGGGAAUCGUGGUGGAUAACGAUGUUUACUCUGAUCUGGAUCCUCUUCAGGCUCCUCACUGGUCGGUUCGCGUUCGGAAAGCAGACAAUCCCCAGUGUUUGCUGGGUGAGUUCCUGACCGAGUUCUUCAAGCUCUGCUGCCGCAAGGAAACCAGCGAAGAGAUUCUGGGGAGGAACGCCGUCGACGAGGAGGGGAAAGAGAACAGUGACAUCAGUCAGGCGCUGUCCAAGCUGACGGAGCCCACAGCCGUCCCCAUACACAAGCUGUCCGUCUCCAGCAUGGUGCACAGCGCCAGGAAGCGCAUCCGGAGAAACAGACGCGCCGAGGAGUCUCCGCUCAACAACGACGUGCUCAACUCCAUCCUGCUGUAUCUGUUCCCGGACGCAGCUCUGGAUAAAGCAGACUCGAGCGAGGUCAGAUCCUCGCAGGAACCGACCCGAGACUCGGAGGAUUACCAUCUCUAUAAUCAGCUGAAGUCUGCUCCGAGCGACAGUCUGACGUCUCGUCUGGCCCUGUGUGUGUGUGUGGUGAACUUCCAUCACGGAGGAGUGAGAGCCGUGGCUCACCUGUGGCAGGAGUUUGUGCUGGAGAUGCGUUACCGCUGGGAGAACAACUGCCUGAUCUACGGGCUGGCCGGUGGAGCUCCAGAUCUCAGGUGUUGUCUUCUUCAUCAGAAGCUGCAGAUGCUGAACUGCUGCAUCGAGCGCAAGCGAGCGAGGGAUGAUGGGAGGAAGAGCGGCGCGUCAGACAGAAGCCGUGCGGACGUCUCUCCGGGGAAGUCCUGGGACUCGUGGAGCGACAGCGAGGAGGAGUUCUUCGAGUGUCUGAGCGACACGGAGGAGAUGAAGGAGACGGACAGCGAGAAAAGACCAGCCAAUAAGAGCAAAGCUGAGGGUCGUCUGCAGCCACACGGCAAACUGACUCUUCUGAGGUCACCAGAGCCGCUCUACAUCCCCGUCACACAGGAGCCUGCGCCCAUGACUGAAGACCUGCUGGAGGAGCAGUCGGAGGUUCUGGCCAAACUGGGCACGUCUGCUGAAGGAGCACACCUCCGCGCCCGCAUGCAGAGCGCCUGCCUGCUCUCAGACAUGGAGUCCUUCAAGGCAGCGAAUCCCGGCUGUUGUCUGGAGGAUUUUGUGCGCUGGUAUUCUCCGAGAGAUUACGUGGAGGAUGAGGUGGAUGAGGCGGGACAGACGGUCACACGGGGCGAGCUGAGCGCUCGGAUGAAGAUCCCGGGAAACAUGUGGGUGGAGGCCUGGGACACGGCCAAAGCCACACCGGCCCGCCGACAGAAGAGACUGUUUGACGACACCAAAGAGGCCGAGAAGGUGCUGCAUUACCUGUCGCAGCAGAAGCCGUCGGACCUGACGCAGCACCUGAUGCCCUGCGUGCUGCACGUCGCUCUGCUGAAGAUCAAGGAGGAAGAGGCGUCUGAAGACAUCGCAUCGGUGCGUAAAGCUCUGCAGCAGGUCACCGCUCACGCCAGCAAACUGCUGCGGCACCCAAACCCUGACUUCAAGAAGCUGGAGGACGUCAUCGCUCAGAUGAGCGCGGUGGAGGCCGUCAUCGCCUGCUCUCGAUCGCUCAAGAACAAGUUUGGCAUCGCUGGAGGACAGCGGGAGGAUGACACUGACGAGCUGCAGAGGUUUGUCAGCUGUCUGCUGGAGGAGCCCGAGGUGUCUGUGAUCGGAGCCGGACGAGGACCUGCUGGAACCAUCAUCCAUAAACUGUUCGUCAGCUCGCAGCGGUUGGUCGACUCCAGCGACGAGGCCGCUCUGCUGGCGCCGAUGGAGGACGAAGCGGGUCAUUCUGGAGGGACAGAUGACAGGAAAGCGGUUCCAGAUUUCCCGCCCCCUGCUGGACGGGAGGUUCUCCUGCGCACCUGUGUGCCGCGGCCCGCGCCGUACUCUAAAGCCCUGCCGCAGCGGCUCUUCUGUGUGCUGACGAGAGACGAGUUCAGGCUCGCCGGGGCCUUCUCCUCCGACACCUGCUUCUUCUGAGACACAGACCAGUCUCAGAGAACACCUCAUUAAUACAUCACACUGUACACA